UAGAAAGGGAAGCUCUCCACCGUUUGGCCUUUCAAGUCGGUGCCACAUGCCACAAGAAAUAGAGCUUGAAAUUUAUGCCUUUGAAUGUGUGAUUAACCAAGAGGCUCUGUUCAAUACUCGUUGGAGCAAUUAGAAACAAACCAGGUGCUGUCUCUUUUCCUUUGAACAGAGAAAAGAGCAUUGAAGCUCAUAUUCACAGGUGAAGAUGUCGCAUGAAUUUCUUGCUGUCCAUAGCAUGUCGUCAGCUUCAAAGCUUUGGACUUCAUGACCGGAGCUUUUAGCAUUAAAAUUGAGCUGUUCAUGAACAAUUGAUUCCAAUUCGUCAGGGGGAGCUUUGAGCAUUGAAAUGAGGCCGUUCAUGAACAACCGUUUUGUUUCAAUGCGUUAAGUGUUUGAGAGCAGCAGCGUCAUUUUGGGAAGACUCUAAUAAUUUUGGUCGUUCAUGAACGGCCUAUUAGAGUCUCGAAAGAUCGACCACUAGACACAAAAGGAUUAAUUGGAGGGAAGGUAGAUGUAUACCUGCAAUUCUUUUCCUUCUUUCUCUGGAAGCGAAAGUUGGAGUGUCCGACCUUCUUCUCUGUUUCUUUUCUUUCUUAGUCUAUGUAUUUCUUGCUCUAUGCCUCUCCUCCUCUGGUUUGAGACAUGUCGUCUGAUUUCAAGUUAGAGGGAGUUAAAGACCACGAAAUUGAGGACCCAGAAGUUGGUUCUCCAAAUGGAAUACAUAAUAUUCUUGCGGAGCGAAGAACUAUGACUCUCAGUGACAGGUUGUUUAGAGGGAAUCGAGCAGGGCAUGGUGACACCAUCUCUUUUAGUCCGAGUGACGGAAAUGAAAAGCAUGGACAUGGGUCAGCAAAGAAAUCUGGACCUCUGUUGUCUGGGACAGCAUAUUGCAUUUCAUCGUGCAGCAUGAUAUUGCUGAAUAAAGUUGUUCUAUCCAGUUACAACUUCAAUGCAGGAGUAUCAUUGAUGUUUUAUCAAAAUUUGAUAAGUACUGUAAUUGUUGUAUUCUUGGGCUUCUCUGGAGUUGUUACUGUGGAAAAGCUCAAUUGGAAACUGAUUAAGGUCUGGAUCCCUGUUAAUGUAAUCUUCAUCGGCAUGCUUGUAUCAGGCAUGUAUAGUUUGAAAUACGUAAAUAUUGCAAUGGUGACCAUUCUGAAGAAUGUGACAAAUAUUUUAACAGCACUGGGAGAACUAUACAUGUUCCGGAAACACCAGAAUCAGAAAGUGUGGACUGCCAUGUUUAUGAUGAUUAUCUCUGCUAUCAGCAGUGGCAUUACAGAUAUCUCCUUUGAUACUGUAGGUUAUGCUUGGCAAUUUUCAAACUGCAUCCUAACAGCAAGCUACUCACUCACUCUACGGCGAGUAAUGGAUGAAGCAAAAAAGUACACAAGAUCCGGAUCUCUAAAUGAAGUUUCAAUGGUCUUGCUGAAUAAUUUGCUAUCUCUACCUUUUGCUGCCUUCUUGAUUAUUCUGUUUGAUGAAUGGGAAUAUGUGAUCAAUGCGGAUGUAGUUAAGUUGCCAGUGUUUUGGGUUGUUGCAACAGCUAGUGGAUUGCUUGGACUUUCCAUUAGCUUCACUUCCAUGUGGUUUCUACAUCAAACUGGCCCAACCACCUAUAGUCUGGUGGGUUCCUUAAACAAGAUUCCUAUCUCUAUUGCUGGUUUAGUCCUGUUCAGGGUGCCUCUCAGUCUACCAAACAUCUUCAGCAUACUAUUUGGUUUAUUUGCUGGAAUAUUUUUCGCCAGGGCAAAAAUGACUUGAUUCGAUCAGAAAGAAAUUAUUAGGGUGAAGAUGAAGGAAACGGUUCCAUAGACAAUCGUAAUAUAUCUUCUCAUGGCAAGACAAAAAAUGGCUGCACAAAUUUCCUGGAAACUUGGUUUCUUUGCUUUUGGUUGAAGAAGGCUAAACGUUUCCUUCCUCUGCAAACAUAUAGCUUCAAGCCACCAAUGAGUUACAGGAGUAGGAAAUAGCAGCUCUAUACGGUUACUAGUUAAACAGACUAUUGCUUAUUCGUUUAUUAUAGUGCAAGAGAGGAACAUAUUCAUGCACAACUUCUUAUUAUCAACAAACAUGUAAUACUUUGUACGUAGCUAAAGUUUUGUUAAUUGAACAGUAUCUGUCUUUUCUGGUCAAAUGAUCAUUCUUGCCUAUUGAUCAUAUUGGGUCCAGAGAUCUUCUGUUGACAACCGUCUCCAUAAUAGGAUGAUGAAAUAUUGCUUGAUAAUUGGAUGAUUCUUGGCUGCGCCCGGCGUAAAUUACGCUUGUAACAGCGGUUAACGGAAGGUCAAUAUGGUCAUUCAACAAUACACAAACGACAAGCCAGAUGGAGUGGGUAAAAACAAACCCUUUACUGCGGUCCCAUCCCUCUCAACGAGGGACGAAGUGGUCAUUUAAUAUUCCACUCCCUCUUACCUGCCAAGUUGUGUUGUCGAAGCUGUAUCUCAUCAAAAACUCUGAAGUACGGCGAUCCACACCGAAAUUGAAGGUAAGUUGCUGCAAGCGGCAAUCAAGUAUCUCAGCAAUUGAGAAGUCUGAUGAGGAAUAGAUGCUUGCGAUGAGAUAGAAGAUGAAGGUUCGGAGGUUGAAGAUGAUGAUGAUGGCUGAAGGUUGAGAUUCGAAGAGCUCUGAAACUCUGAAAGCUCAGGAGUCUCUGUGUUUCCCUGAGAUUCAAGGCUGUGGUUGAUUUGGUUCUCUGUUUCUCAAGAGAAAUCUGAGGAAAAUAACCGUGGCAGCGGCGACAGUUUCAGGAUUUCGGGAAUAAUGGGUGCAACUCGGAGCAGAAUGGCAAAAUGGCGUUUUUGAAUAAUGGGUCCCCAAUUUGUAGCUCGUCUACAGCAUUACGGUGCAGCUUCUCAUGAAGGUGGGAGCAGUGAUACUAGAAGCCAUUCAAGCUGGAAAACAUGGAAACUCGCCGGAGAUCUCAGAAAGUUCUCCCAUUCGAUUUUCUAUCUCAAGCUGAUGGAUGGACAAUAGGAUAAGACACGCUUCUUCACCUCGCCAAGACGAGUUACCACCACCGGUCUCACUUGCAGCCGUGGCCGGAGUUGGAAACUAGGUCGGAGAACCCGAGAAGUUGGGUCGCUUCUCGCCGCUGAGACGUUGGGUCGAGUCGCUGCAAAACUGGUCGAGGAAACGGGUCUGUGUGGGAUUGCAAUCUUGUGCUUCUCAAGCUCAUCCAAACUUAUAUGUAUUUGAAUCUGACGCUCCAGGUUUUGCGGAGGUUAAGAUGGACGCUCCAGAUUAAACCGCCUCAUAAAUCUAUUUUAAAUUAAUUAUAGGAUAAUACCAAAAAUCAUUAAAAAUAGCUCGGGAGUCCGAAAAUCCUCCAAAAAUUCCUACAAACUCGUAGCGACCUCUAUUUUAAUCAUUAGCAAAUUACCAAUAACUACAAUCUCAGCCCAUUUAUUACCAAUAGCAGGCCUGUUUUUUUCUAAUUCCCUUGCGGUACUGUAGCUGAAUCCAAAUUACCAAAAUAACCUCUAUAGACUUAAUGUACUGGGCUUCAGUAUCAUUCCGAGGAAUUGCAGAUUUAAUGUA
This is a messenger RNA of Rosa chinensis, 3537 nucleotides long. Its product is annotated as GDP-mannose transporter GONST2. Gene Ontology annotation, cellular component: Golgi apparatus. Gene Ontology annotation, molecular function: antiporter activity; GDP-mannose transmembrane transporter activity. The record is from RefSeq and is a predicted model, not a curated record. The transcript is spliced from 10 exons. Lineage: Eukaryota; Viridiplantae; Streptophyta; Magnoliopsida; Rosales; Rosaceae. The coding region runs from base 643 to 1761 and encodes 372 amino acids.